Entrophospora sp. SA101 is the source of this 642-nucleotide messenger RNA. NCBI's taxonomy places the organism in Eukaryota, Fungi, Glomeromycota, Glomeromycetes, Entrophosporales, Entrophosporaceae. The record is from the annotation of a GenBank genome assembly.
AUGGCAGAUCUUAUUCCUUUUCUUUUCUGGGAAAAGCAAGAAGGAUAUUUAUGCGCACAACAUUGCUUAAACUCACUUCUCCAAGGCGAGUAUUUUACAGCAGUAGAUUUAGGUGAAAUAGGUCGUAGAUUGGAUCAAGCAGAACAUGAUGCAAUGACUUCUCCGGAUCAACAACAAAAUUCACAACAGCAACCAAACACAAGAUUCUUUUCAGUACAAGAAAGUGUUUUAAAUAUGGCAUUAGAAGUUUGGAAUAUAGAAAUGGUCCCAAUUGGCUCUGAAGCGGGACGUGGAUCAAGAAGUCAACCAGAGUUUACUUUAAGAAAAUUUGGAGGGCUUCGAGCACGUUGGUACAAUUUAGAUUCGCUUCUUAAAGGACCCGAAUGGAUCAGUCCAACUUAUUUAGGAAUGUUAUUGAAUCAACUUGAAAAUAAUGGAUAUAGCAUCUUUGUGAUAAAGGGUGACUUACCUAUUAGUCAAGCUGAUGAAAAUGCAUCAAAAUUGCCUGACCCAGAUACUGUUAAUCGUAUUGAAAGAGACAAAAGUAAUUUACAAGAAAUAGAUCAAGAAAUGAUGAAUGCGGCUAUUGCAGCUAGUUUGGGUAAUAGUAAUGAUAACGGAGAAGAAAAGGAGUUGAAAUAA